Messenger RNA from Branchiostoma belcheri (Belcher's lancelet), 3276 nucleotides. Its product is annotated as zinc finger protein 678-like. Gene Ontology annotation, cellular component: PcG protein complex; transcription regulator complex. Lineage: Eukaryota; Metazoa; Chordata; Leptocardii; Amphioxiformes; Branchiostomatidae. The coding region runs from base 1159 to 1818 and encodes 219 amino acids. The record is from RefSeq and is a predicted model, not a curated record. The transcript has 2 exons. Gene Ontology annotation, molecular function: DNA-binding transcription factor activity, RNA polymerase II-specific; RNA polymerase II cis-regulatory region sequence-specific DNA binding. Gene Ontology annotation, biological process: regulation of transcription by RNA polymerase II.
AACUUUCGCCAAUUAAAGAACUCACACCGGCAAAGCCUGUCAAUGCCAUUACUGUUUGAUCUCACUGUGUUAUUAUUUUGCCAAUGUAAUGGCCUAUUUUCACUUUUCCUGUCAGUAGUGUACUCUCCACUGUAAAGUUAACAAUACCAGUGAUUUUAUAUCACGAUCGAUGCAUGCUCCGUAGCCUGUUUAUUAGAGUAUAAAAUAGUAUUAUAUAAUAAGUACUGUGUAAAAUGCGACAGUGUAGUAGUUAGAUAAUAGUUAGAUGGUAGGACAUCGUUCGUUUAACGUCAAAGUGUCAUAUUGUCCGUCCGUUAUAGAAUUAGUCAACUAGGUUUAGUUUCGUGUUUUAGUAUCUGUAAAUAUGUCUUUAGCAUUUAGUUACAGUUGCAACAUGUUAGUUAUUAGUUCGUCGAAAUGUAGUUUCUAUACAAGUUAUAAUUGCGUCGCAAUGUUGUUCGCUUUACUAUUAUUCUGUAAGCCACAUUUAGUUGUACGGAUUUUCCAACUUUGUAUCUCAGUUUUAACGAUAAAGCACGUUAUGCGCCGUAUCUAUUGGUCACCAUCGCUAUUGUUAUUCCAAGUUGUACCUUUUUCCUAAGGAUGCAGUCUGAUUUUCAUUAUCACCAUCUUGACCAAGUUGUCCUCUUUUCGGCCUAAUUAAUAGGGAUGAUGACCCCUGUUCAGGUUUCAUAGAUUUUUGCUUCUACUACAGAUGGUACAUUUUCAUACUACUAUAAUGACCAUUUCUGGACUUUUUAUGGAAUAAGAUUUAACAGUUUGCCGACACGCAACAGCCCCCAUUGCAAGCAGACAAUCGUCUCUUUGAUCUCAGUUUCAACAAAAAAACACGUAAUAAUAUGCAUGUUGUUGUCUUUAUUGUUAUUGUCCAAGUGAUUGUAUCUUUAUCUAAUGAUGUUGUUUGAUUUUCCUUAUGCAAAUCGGCACAUGAAGAUAUUUUCCUUUGUUUCGUAAUCAAGUAAAACCUACUGGACCGGUUUUAUCCACCCACCCAUGGUCAGUCCCUAUAUAAACGCGUCCCCGACUGCUCUGUUUCUGUCAGUACUGACUCUGCAGCCGUGAGGAUCUGUGCCGUCGUGAAAACAUCGUGCAGUUCUUUGGAGCGUCCGUGCAUCUUGGAUCAGCAGUUUGACCAACAUGGCGACCAGAGCUGAAUCUCACCUGAAACAAGAAAAAGUAGAGAGUGGAGGUGGAAAACAGGAUUCUCCGCGUACCCACAAGUGCGGCGAGUGUGGCAAGGAGUUUCGCUACCUGAGUGAGUUGAAGCGACACUUGCUAACUCAUACAGGAGAGAAAGCUUACCGGUGUGAGGAAUGCAACAAAGUCUUUAGUCUGUUGGGUAGUCUGAAGAGACACAAUCGGACUCACACAGGUGAGAAAUCCUACAGAUGUGAGGAAUGUGGCAGGUGUUUUCUUGAGCUAGGUGAUUUGAAGAGGCACGUUCGAACUCACACUGGUGAGCAACCGUACAGGUGCAGCAAGCAGUUCAGUGAGCUGGGUAGUCUGAAGGAGCACGUGCGGACCCACGCUGGUGAGACACCGUACAGAUGUGAGGAGUGCGACUGGUCGUUUUGUACACUGUCAGGUCUAAAGACACACAUGCGGACUCACACAGGUGAGAAACACUACAGAUGUGAGGAGUGCAGCAGGCAGUUUAGUCAGCUGGGAAAUCUAAAGAGACACAUGCGAACUCACACUGGUGAGAAACCGUACAAGUGUGAGGAGUGCAGCAGACAGUUCAGCAGGAUGGGUAAUCUAAAGACUCACAUGCGGACUCACACUGGUGACAAGCCGUAAAAAUGUGAGGAGUGUAGCCGGCCGUUCAGUAAACUGUCAGAUCUAAAGAUACACAUACGGACUCACACUGGUGAAAAACCGUACAGAUGUGAGAAGUGUGGCAAGCAGUUCAGCCAGUUGUCAAGUCUAAUGACACACAUGCGAACGCACACUGGUGAGAAACCGUACAGGUGUGAGGAGUGCGGCAAGCAGUUUAGUCAGCUGACAAAUCUAAAGACACACAUGCGGACUCACACUGGUGAGAAACCGUACGUAUGCAAGGAGUGUAACAGAAAGUUUAGUCGGUUGGUAAGUUUAAAGAAGCACAUGCGGACUCAUACAAGAAAAAGCGAACACGUUUGAAAAUGCAACGAAAACAACGAUCAUUUUACAUCACGAUCGACGCAUGUCCUGUAUAUAUAUAGUUUGAACUGGAAGUACAAUGUAGUGUGUAAAAAGGCGAGAGUGCAGUAUUUCGACACUCUGUAAACAAGUUUUCUUCUUGUCUCGAUCACGAUCGUUGUAUGCUCCGUAGUAUCGUUUUUAGAUCUAGAAGUGCUUCAAGUAGAGUGUAAAAUACGAAUGUAGAGUGUUCGGACACUCACGUAAGAUUCACGUUGUAAGACACCGUUCGUUUGACGUCUGUCAAUUAGUUGUCGCCGGUUGUUUUAGUUAUUAUUGUGUAGCAUGAUUUGAGUCAGUAGUGAGGUUUUAGAUCACUUUUAGCAAUGUGACCUGAGCUCUUAUUUACUGUUUCCUUUCAGUAGUGCACUCUCUACAUGACUAAAUUGUAAAAUUACGAAUGCAUGCUCCGUAGCCUGUUGAUUAGAACUAGAAGUCGUGUGUAAAAUGCGACUGUGGAUUGUUUAGACAAUAGCGACAGAGUUACACGGUAAGAGACCGUUCGUUUGGCGUCAAGGCACAUGGUCCGUCUGUUAUAGCACUUAUGAUAGUCCACUUUCCAGACCAGAUAAAACUAAUUUUCUUUGAAUUGCUUUUAAGUAACCGCAGUAUACUUGAUUCUUAGAAUGUAAAAUUUAGAGUUAGUUAGCAGCAUAUAUGUUAGUUCUAGAUGCACUAGAGUGUUGUUUGUUUAAUAUUGUUUGUUUUUAUAAGUGUUCUGUAACUAGCCGUAGGUGUUAGAGAUUUGUCAACUUUCUGCAUCUUAGUUUCACCAAUAAAUCAAAGCACGUAAUGUGUUGUCUUCUUUAAUCAUCUUUUUCCCAAGAAUGUUGUCUAAUUUGCCCAUAUGCAAAUUAACGCAUGUAACAUGAUAAUUUCAACAAUAAAUUCAGACACUCAUGUUUUUAUUGAUCAUCGGCUUUAUUGUUUGCAGUCUCGAACUCGGUCUCUUUUUACUACGAAUGAUGUUGUCUGACUCUUCCCUAUGCAAAUCUUUAUGGUGGUUUCCUUUGUUUCGUAAUCAAGUAAAACCCACUGGACCGGUUUUUCUGCCCCCUCAGUCCCUAUAUAAACGCG